GGAGGUGACCCACAGAAGGCUGGACUACUUCCUCGCCUCCUCUUCGUUGACACAAGGCAUAACAACAAUCAGACCAGUGAUGCACCCGAUGUCGGAUUAUUGCCCGGUACUGGCGGAGAUGGUGCUCUCCCCAUCGGUGGAGAGGAGAAAGGGAUAUUUUAAAUUAAACUCAACCUCAAGGAUCCCGGCUUGAAGCGAUGGGUAGAAGAGCACAUGGACUCCUGGAAAUCGACAAGACAGGCAUUUCAGUCUACAAAAGAGUGGUUUGAUGGAGGGCUGGCAGUAAUCUCAUGCAUGAUGAGUGUCUGCUCAAACGUCCUACCUAAAGGCAGAAAUAUCGAAGAAGAGAAGUGCAGGAAGAGGGUGGAGGAGGCAGAACGGAGAAUGGAAGCCCACCCAAUCUCGGAACUGGUCUGGGCAGCAGAAAGGGAGCGGAGGAUGACAGAAUGGGAGGGCUUGCAGGCGGCUUGGGAAGAGUUCCUGAGUAUCAAAGGAAUCAUAGUUCAAGACAGUCUCACCAAGGAAACUUUCAAGAAAUUACUACCAAGCAGCUCGUUUCAGCAAAUAGUAGAGCUGAAACACCCAUUCGAUGCCACACUACAGGGAGCCGAGUCAACGAGCGACAUGUUGGAGUACGCACACUUAUACUACGCCAAUAUCCUGACAUCUCGAAGGGGCAGCGACUCAGCAUCCGUGGAUCUAGCUCAGGAAUCAGACAUGUGGAAUGACACUGAGGUUCUACUGUCUGUCGAGGAAAGGUUGGCAUUGGACCGUCCGAUAACUGUGGAGGAGCUGACUCAGACUGUUAAAGAAAUGGCAUCCGGGAAGUGCCCAGGGAUUAAUGGACUGACGGUAGAGUUCUAUAGAACUUGUUGGGAGGCGUUGGCACCAGCUAUGGUAGAAGUGUUCAAUGAAGUCCUGAUUGACAGCAGGUUGGGGGAGGUGAUGACCCAUGGAGUCAUCUCACUUCUGUUCAAGAAGGGGGACAAAGCCAGCAUUCGAAACUACAGGCCUUUCUCAGUCUUGAACGUGGAUUACAAAAUCCUUGCUAAGACGUUGGCUCUACGGUUAGGCAGAAUUCUACCGAGAUUAGUGGAGAACGAUCAGGGGGCAUUUGUCCAGGGCCGGUCUAUAUUUUUCAACAUUUUGACGACAAUUGAAGCAUUGGAGGUGGUAAAGGCGGAAAACAACAAUAUAGCCAUCUUGUUGUUGGACCUAAAGAAGGCAUAUGACAAGGUAGGCUGGCCAGUCGUUCUAACGACUCUGCGAAAACUGGGAUAUGGCCAGGGUUUCUGCAAAUGGAUAGUUGCUAUGUACACCUUUGCCACCUCCUCGGUCGCGGUUAAUGGGCACCUAUCACGCCCUUUUAACCUGACCCGCUCUCUCAGGCAAGGGUGCCCACUGGCCCCGCUGCUGUUCGUCUUGCAACUAGAAGUUCCCCUGAACAAGAUCAGGAAACACCCUGAAAUCAGAGGCAUUAGACUAACACAAGAUAGAGAUUGCAGGGUAAAGGCUAUUGCCAAUGAUCUAUUUAUGGUGACAGAGAACACAACGUCUUCGCUGAAUGCUCUGAAGUCAGUCCUCGCAGAGUACUCUAUCCUUUUGGAAGCACUGGUGAAUUGGUCCAAAUCAACUUUCAUUCUGCCAGAAGUGUACUCGCUGCAAGUGGAAUGGGGCAUGAAGAGGGUCUCCAGUUCCUCCAGCGAACGGUUCCUAGGCGUCAUGAUCAACCUACAGGUGAUGGGAUCAGUACAAGGGUUCAUCCUGCAGCAGAGAAUCGUAGCUCGACUCCAGAAACGUGGGUGUUAUUCGCGCUGUAGUUUUCGCGUCUCCAUCUCUGUGACGAUCUCUCUCCCCUCCCCACCUGCAGCCACCGGUAGCCGACGAUUUCUUUCCCGGUUGGCGACACGUGGCACCAUGUUCCGCAAUCUUCUGCGAGCUGCGCCGGCGGCGCGUUCGGUCGCCAUCGCUGCUGCAAGGCGCAACGCAGCGGGAUCGUCGCGCCAGACGCAGUGGGUUCGGCAUUUCGCCUCGAAGCAAAUCGAAUAUGGAGUUACCGCGCGAGCUCUUAUGUUGCAAGGAUGCGAACAGCUGGCGGACGCAGUCAAGGUCACCAUGGGUCCGAAGGGCCGGAAUGUUGUGAUUGAACAAAGCUUUGGUGGCCCGAAGAUAACGAAGGAUGGAGUCACUGUCGCUAAGAAUAUCGAGUUUAAGGACAGGUGUAAGAACCUAGGAGCGAGUCUUGUCAAACAAGUGGCCAAUGCCACGAAUGACGUUGCCGGAGACGGGACGACAUGUGCGACCGUUUUGACACGUGCUAUCCUCGUAGAAGGCUGCAAGUCGGUCGCCGCCGGGAUGAACCCUAUGGACCUCCGGAGAGGCAUCAACAGCGCGGUGGAUAAUGUUGUCAGUCAGCUCAAAGGCAGGGCGAAGAUGAUCAGCACCUCUGAAGAGAUCGCUCAGGUUGGCACGAUUUCUGCGAAUGGUGAGCGGGAGAUCGGAGAUCUGAUUGCGAGAGCGAUGGAGAAAGUUGGAAAGGAGGGUGUCAUCACUGUAGCGGACGGGAAGACUCUGUACAACGAGCUGGAGGUUGUGGAAGGCAUGAAAUUGGAUAGGGGGUAUAUAUCUCCGUACUUUGUCACAAAUCCGAAGACUCAAAAAUGCGAACUGGAGAAUCCCCUCGUUCUCGUUUUCGAAAAGAAGAUCUCCGGCCUUUCGUCAAUCCUUCCAAUUCUGGAGCAAGUUGUCAGGGUUCAAAGGCCACUUCUUAUUGUUGCAGAGGAUGUGGAAAGUGAGGCUCUUGCGACUUUGAUUGUCAACAAGUUGCGGGCGGGUGUGAAGAUAUGUGCUAUCAAGGCUCCUGGCUUCGGUGAAAACCGGAAGGCGAAUCUUCAGGAUUUGGCGGUCCUAACGGGUGCUCAUUUGAUUAGCGAAGACCUUGGUUAUAAGCUGGAGAACGUGGAGAUCGGUCAGUUGGGAACCGCAAAGAAGGUCACAGUCUCAAAGGAUGAUACCAUUAUUAUGGACGGAGGCGGCGAUAAGAAGGCUUUGGAGGAGAGAUGCGAGCAGCUUCGGGAUAUGAUCAGCAAGGCAACAUCGGACUAUGACAAGGAGAAGAUGCAAGAACGCCUGGCCAAGCUUUCUGGUGGUGUGGCUGUUUUGAAGAUUGGAGGGGCCAGCGAGGUUGAAGUUGCUGAGAAGAAAGACAGAGUAACUGAUGCCUUGAACGCAACCAAGGCUGCCGUGGAGGAAGGAAUUGUACCUGGUGGUGGGGUUGCUCUCCUCUAUGCAUCCAAGGAGCUUGAGAAGCUGCCGACGCCCAAUUUUGAUCAGAAGAUUGGUGUCCAGAUUAUCCAGAGUGCUCUCAGGGUGCCUUGUUUUACUAUUGCCCAAAAUGCCGGUGUUGAAGGGGCUGUGGUGGUUGGCAAGCUGCUCGAGAGCAACAACCCCGAUAUUGGAUACGAUGCAUCCAAGGGCGAAUACGUGGACAUGGUUAAGGCUGGAAUCAUUGAUCCUGUAAAGGUGAUCCGAACUGCUUUGGUGGAUGCUGCCAGUGUUGCUUCGCUCAUGACGACGACGGAGGCGAUUAUCGUAGAAGCACCCAAGGAGGAGAGGGAGGGUAUGCCGCCUGGCAUGGGCGGGAUGGGUGGAAUGGAUAUGGGGUACUGAGCAGGUAACCCUUGAUUUGUUUUUGUGGCUCUGGAUUGAAAAGGUGGGGCGUUUUCUUUUUUUUUUUUUCCACUUUUCUGGUAGAUCGCAUCUGGGGAUUUUGUCACUGUGCCGAUCUCCAUGGAGAUUGCAUUUGAUCCCACUGAUGUGAUGCGGGAGUUGAGGUGAGGUGGGGGUGCAUACAUGCUGCUGCAACGGAGUUUUGGUCGUCGAGUGUAGCUGUAGAAAUGUGUGUUAGCUUUGUUAAUAGGAAUCUUCAGCCGUGUUGAUCUUCGUCUUGGCAGCACGUUUUUUAAGCUGUCGCCAUCCGUUGGAUCUGCGUGAGAAAAGCUUUUAGAUGAUCUUCUCCUCUUUCUUAAUUCGUGCCCUGUGCCGUGGCCACGCAGAGUGGCACUGUCUGUUUUCCGAUGGGGUCCUUUACUGCAUUGGCAUUGACGACCCUUUCUUUUAAGGGACGUGCACCUUGAUAUCGUUGUCCCGCCGGAGAACAAGCGGCAGCAACUUGUGUACACAACCCUCAUGUCCAGGAGUUGUUGUUGGUGUUGGAGAAUUCUUUUGGAUACAAAUUCGAAUCGAUGUCAGGACCUGCUGCUGUGAAUUUAAAUCUCUCUGGUGGAAAUUAUGAUGUCGAUGCGGGACUCACGGCGUCGUCAGAUGCUGCCUCUGUGCUUGUUUGGUCUCCCAUAAAAUGCGUCUUUGCUGACGUCAAUGUUGUGUUGUGAUGUUUAGUGAAAGGUAUCAAAGAAUCUAAUCCUCCCAAUGUUGUGAUGUUUAGUGAAAGGUAACCAAGGCCAUCAUAUUUUCAUUCUUAGCAUUUUUGUUGCGUUAGCAUCAUUUUUUCAUUCUUAGCAUUUUUGUUG
This is a messenger RNA of Chara braunii, 4529 nucleotides long. NCBI's taxonomy places the organism in Eukaryota, Viridiplantae, Streptophyta, Charophyceae, Charales, Characeae. The record is from the annotation of a GenBank genome assembly.